This is a messenger RNA of Mercurialis annua (annual mercury), 2078 nucleotides long. RefSeq names its product signal recognition particle subunit SRP54, chloroplastic. The coding region runs from base 79 to 1791 and encodes 570 amino acids. Gene Ontology annotation, molecular function: GTPase activity; GTP binding; 7S RNA binding. NCBI's taxonomy places the organism in Eukaryota, Viridiplantae, Streptophyta, Magnoliopsida, Malpighiales, Euphorbiaceae. The record is from RefSeq and is a predicted model, not a curated record. Gene Ontology annotation, biological process: SRP-dependent cotranslational protein targeting to membrane. Gene Ontology annotation, cellular component: signal recognition particle. The transcript is spliced from 15 exons.
GAGAGAAUCUGAUUUUAAUCGGAUAAAAUAAAAUCAACAGUAAACAGAAGUAGAAAGUAAGAGAAGAUAUCGCCGGAGAUGGAGGCCGUACAGUUAUCGACGUUAGCUUCCCGCCAUUUCUCAUCAGCUUCUGCAGUAGCAAUAACCGACUCUAGAAGCUUAAACCUCUCAAAAUGCGCCAAAUUCCGCUCCGCUUUUUGUUCUUCUUCAACUUCGCUUUCUUCUUCGGCAAACAUCUUCACUAGGGAGAUGUGGCGCUGGGUGAACUGUAAGAGCAGUGGUAAUAACAGAGGUUUUCACCGUGGAGUGGUUAUAAAAGCUGAAAUGUUUGGACAGUUAACUAGCGGACUUGAAUCUGCUUGGAGCAAGCUUAAAGGAGCAGAAACUUUGACGAAGGAAAAUAUUGCCGAGCCUAUGAGAGAUAUUAGGAGAGCUCUUCUAGAGGCUGAUGUGAGUCUUCCUGUUGUUAGAAGGUUUGUUCAGUCGGUUAGUGAUCAAGCAGUUGGUGUCGGCCUUAUACGAGGGGUCAAACCAGACCAACAGCUUGUCAAGAUUGUACAUGGUGAGCUUGUGAACUUGAUGGGUGGAGAGGUGUCUGAACUUGUUUUUGCAAAAUACAGCCCUACUGUCAUAUUGUUGGCUGGUUUACAAGGAGUUGGAAAGACUACAGUUUGUGCUAAGUUAGCAAAUUAUCUUAAGAAACAGGGUAAAUCUUGCAUGCUUGUUGCUGGAGAUGUGUAUAGACCUGCUGCUAUUGACCAACUUGUUAUAUUGGGUGAACGGGUGGGUGUGCCUGUUUAUUCGGAGGGCACAGAGGUUAAACCUUCAGAAAUAGCUAAAAGAGGCUUAGAGGAGGCCAAAAAGAAAAACAUAGAUGUGGUCAUUGUAGAUACUGCUGGAAGACUGCAGAUAGAUAAAGGAAUGAUGGAUGAGCUAAAACAAGUGAAGCGGGUACUAAAUCCUACAGAAGUGUUGCUUGUUGUGGACGCAAUGACUGGCCAAGAAGCUGCAGCAUUGGUUACGACCUUUAAUGUUGAAAUUGGAAUUACGGGUGCCAUUUUGACAAAGCUGGACGGAGACUCUAGAGGUGGUGCAGCUCUGAGUGUUAAAGAGGUUUCAGGGAAGCCAAUUAAGCUUGUAGGGAGAGGAGAGAGGAUGGAGGAUCUUGAACCUUUCUACCCAGAUCGUAUGGCUGGGCGUAUCCUAGGAAUGGGAGAUGUACUUUCUUUUGUAGAAAAGGCACAAGAAGUUAUGCAACAAGAAGAUGCUGAAGACUUGCAAAAGAAGAUAAUGAGUGCCAAGUUUGACUUCAAUGAUUUCCUAAAGCAAACUCGCGCUGUUGCACGUAUGGGUUCCAUGACUCGAGUCUUAGGAAUGAUCCCAGGAAUGGGAAAGGUUACUCCUGCACAGAUUCGAGAUGCGGAGAAGAGUUUAAAGAUAAUGGAAUCAAUGAUUGAAGCAAUGACUCCGGAGGAAAAAGAGAAGCCUGAAUUGCUGGCCGAGUCUCCUACAAGGAGGAAAAGAAUUGCUCAGGAGUCUGGGAAAACAGAGCAGCAGGUGAGUCAACUUGUUGCUCAACUCUUCCAAAUGCGUGUCCGUAUGAAGAAUCUAAUGGGUGUAAUGGAGGGUGGAUCUAUUCCUGCUCUCAGCAAUCUUGAAGAUGCACUCAAAGCUGAACAGAAGGCUCCUCCUGGCACUGCAAGAAGGAAGAGAAAGUCGGAAUCAAGAAAACAAUUUGCAGAUUCAGUACCGUCGAGACCAAGCCCCCGUGGUUUUGGCUCAACAAACUAAGAAAUUAAAGUGGUGGGAAGCAGAACCAUGAUUAGGAACUCUUGAAGCGUUUGAUCAUAGUAGCCCUCAAACCUCAUUCCUGCUCACAGUUUUUUGUGCUUGCUAAGGUAUUCUUUGCGCUACGAGGACUCGUUCUUUUCCGACCUUGAUUGCAUCUUUUAGAUGAUUAUUAGCGGGUCGCUGUAAGGAGACACCACAUAUGUAAUGUAUGUAACUGUAAGCUGUUCAGAAAUUCAAAUGUGUAUUAUUAACAAACAAAAAGUAAGAGACCAAUACAUUACAUGAAA